This is a messenger RNA of Pectinophora gossypiella (pink bollworm), 5997 nucleotides long. RefSeq names its product exportin-4-like. The coding region runs from base 177 to 3527 and encodes 1116 amino acids. Gene Ontology annotation, cellular component: cytoplasm; nuclear pore. Lineage: Eukaryota; Metazoa; Arthropoda; Insecta; Lepidoptera; Gelechiidae. Gene Ontology annotation, biological process: protein export from nucleus. The record is from RefSeq and is a predicted model, not a curated record. The transcript is spliced from 15 exons. Gene Ontology annotation, molecular function: nuclear export signal receptor activity; small GTPase binding.
UUGUCAUCGUGAUGGGCGACGUAAAAUUUCUGAAAAUUUCAGAAUAAUUUUGACUGCUUUUUCAAUAUUUAAGUGACUUCCUGAAAAGCUUAAUUGAUGUUACGACAAAGAAACUGUACAUGCGUGAUUUCUAAUUCAUCUUUUUUCCGUAAUUUACGCUGAAAUUUGCGGAGACAAUGGAUAACUCGGCCAUACAAACAUUGGAGGCAGCUGCCCAAAUGCUAAUGGCACCACCGAAUUUGGUGUCAUCAGAGCAGCGGCAUCAAGCAGAAAGUGUGUUCCUUCAAUUUAGGACCACAAAGAACCCAUAUGCUUUAUGUAGAGAAAUUUUAGAAAAGUCUUCGUCAGACUAUGUACUAUUUGAAGCAGCUGGGUUGCUGAAGUCAGCUCUCAUUAGGGAAUGGAGCUUGCUCUCAGAGAGUGAUGUUUCAUCUUUGAGGGAAUAUCUACUGAAUUAUCUUUUGAGAAAGGAUACAGCACCAUUCUUGCGAGAGAAGCUUUUGCAGACAAUUGCAAUUAUUAUUAAGAGAGGCAGUGUAGAUGAUGGAGGGAGAGAGAGAAAGGCUUUACUGACAGAGUUAGAGAAGAUAAUUCUCAGUUCCACAAUCAAUCAGCAGAAGUUGGCUUGCUCACUUAUAUUGGCUAUCAUGCAGGAGUAUGCUAUAACUGUGAAGUCAGCUGAUGUGGGGAUGAUCUGGGAAGUACAUUUCCGAUUGAAGAAGUCUUUUGAAGCUUUAGAUUUGAAGAGGAUAUUUAGGUUUACGGUUGGAGUACUAGAACAAAUUGUCCGAUCAGGCCACCGUCCAGAAGGAGAACAGGCAGCUUUGACCAAACAACUACUGACUAUUGUUGAGACUGUACUAUGCUGGAGCCGCGUAUCUCCUCUUCUAUCCAAACGGUUGAUUGGUGCAUUUGAGGCUAUUUUCGAAAGUGACACACCAGCUUUACGUCUGAGUCUUAAUUGGAGAGACACAAUGAUGCAACCGGAACUGAUAGCUUUAUUUUUUGAGAUCCACAUGUACGUCCGGUCUAAUCCUGAAUUAGCUAACCCAUCUCUCACUUGUCUGGUGCAACUGGCCAGUUUAUGCGGUGUAGUGCUGUUUGGUAACCUAAAACAACAGUAUUUAGAGAAUUAUGUAAAUAGUUUCUUGAAUAUGAUGGCUUACAUUCAGCCAGUAGAACGGGAAAUGUUGGGUAUUUCUGAUAUUUACCGAAAAUUGGUACAGUUUUUCUCGCCUGCUAUGGUAGCUAGUACACCACCGGCGUUUUUGGAAAAUCUGACUAGAUUAACUUGUCAUUGUAUUAGAGGUGCAGUUAUAGAGGAAGGGGUAAAUGAUGACACAGUAUGGCGUGAAUCUCUAAAUAAGUUCUUGCACACUUGGAGCUCCUUGGUGCAUGACUCAGAUGGAUAUUCAAAUGAAACACUAAUGAAUCCUUGUAUAGAAGUCUUCAAUACCUACCUACAGUGCAGACUAGCGCCGCCAGACGGGACAAGAGGCACAGAGAGCAACGACGGAUGCGGCGACGAUAUAAAGGACGACAUAGAGGAAGACGAGCGGAAGCAGCAUGCCAACGUGCUGCUGACCAUCGGCGCCAUCGCUAGGAAGGCGCCUGCGCACUGCUCGCAUGUCCUCUUCACAUUGCUUCAGGAUAGGAGCAAGAGGUUGGAGGGUCAGCUACAACUGAUGCAUAUGGGCAAGCUGCCGAUGAGCGGCGGGGAACAAUUAGUCAGGUUAUUCGAAGAUUUGCACUGGAUUCUCAUGAUUACCGGUCAUUUCCUAGCAAUCGACUGCGUGGAAGGCGAGCUGGUUAUGAUUCCACCAGAGAUAAUGCACUACAGUCUAGUGGAGAAUGCGAAUGUAGACGCCUCACUCCGGUACCUGGUCGGGGAGAGUACUAGUACUGAAAACGUUGACCCUGUACUCAAGUUGAUAGGUGAAAUCCUCCGUAUAAGCGCGUGGGAGUGCGCCGCGCUGGAGGCGGGUCUGGGCACCGUGUUCAGCCCAGAACUGUCGGCCACGAUAUCCUGGCUGCUCAAGAUAUGGGCCAACUCCUACUUGAUGCCUCCCCCGCUUAUGUAUUCUGAGAUGUCCCCGAUCCUGGAGUGCGCGUUCGGGCGCGGGUCGCGCGGCGUGUCGUGGGUGGUGUCCCGGCUGGGCGCCCGCGCCGGCUGCUGCCUGCGGCACCUGGCCGCGCAGCCCGUGGCGGCCACGCAGGCGCUGCACCUGCUCACCACGCUCGCUCACUCGCAGCACAAGUGCGUCUCCCAUACUCCCACUGUUCAACUCUGUCACGGUUACUGCCUCGGGGAGAAUCCUUUAGCAACGUGCGAAGAGUUCCUGGCGCUGGUGGCGUGGGAAGCGACGGGGAGUAACCUGCCGGGCGAGCUGCGCAAGGAACUGCACAGGGCCUUCGCUAUCGCCGCCACGUACGCUGAAGGUGAAGCCCGCAACCGGCUGCUAUCAAGCACAGUGGCGCUGCAAGAGAAGCUGCUGAACAUUCUCAACAUGGAGUCUGACACGGAGCCAGUACGCAACAUGCUCGCCGACACACUCGACUGCUUCAUCGGCGUCACUGAAGGCGUACAUGAGGUUGGAACAAUGGACGAACAGUUCAUGAUGUUAAUGGGUGCCUUAGAGAAGAUACCGGGAAUCAUAUUCAAGUACCACAACUACCCCGGCGUGGUCCUGCCUUCUAUCAACCUUCUCACCAAGAGUACCAAACGUAUGCUCAACUCUGUACAACCACAAAAUGUCACCAAGUUUCUGGAGAUCUGCAACACGACAUUCGAGGUCUACAUGAGGUGGAACCAGGGGAAGAUAUCCAGCAUCCCACAAGAUGCCGAAGAAGAGGCUUACGAGGACAUCUGCGCGCUGAUGGAGCUAAUCUGCAGCAUCUCGCGUUGCGGAUCGGACCGCAGCGUGGACACGACGUGCGCUCGCGGCCUGCGCAUGCUGCUCCCGCUCGUGACGCCGUCGCUGCUUACGCUGCCCACGCUGGCCGCGCACAUGUACCGCAUGAUACGUGACCUGGACAACUUUGGCGCCGACCAGAUCACUAAUCUACCGAUAGAAGAAUUCACUAUGGUGAUAGGCGCCCUUCGAGUCGGUCUAACGGCAGUAUCGUGCGACGUGUCCACGCUAUGUUGCGACACGAUCGUAGGGAUCGCCAACAAAGUCCGCAAUCAAGGCGACGACAACCCCUACGCCAUGGCACUGCUAACUCUAGCAGAGUUACUUCUAAUGUUGAUAAUCAAGAUGGAAAUACCGCCGGACUCUAUACCCGCCGCCGGAGCAGCUAUUUACUCCCUGACUUGUGUGAAACCAGCGCUACUAGAGGGGCUAGCCAGACAGCUGAUCGAAGCGUUCGCGGUCAACGACCCCGCGAACGUACCCCGCCUAGAAGAGGCAUUCGGGAUGCUAACCAAUGGAGUCAUAUUCGACGGCGUUCGCCUACACAAAAUCAGGUUCCAAGACAACUUCGACAAGUUCCUAGCGAGCGUUCACGGCUUCCUUAUCAUAAAAUAAAUCGUUUCAAAAAAUAUAUUCCUGUGAAAAUUAUCGCUAUAAAGGCUGUGGAAUGACAGUCGCUGCUACAGAUUGGGGCGUUAGUGCUUUAGGGUUGAUUAGACCCAAGUGCGAGACUUUGGAGUUUCCCUCUAUUUGGGAAACAUAUUUAUUACGACUCUAAGGUCGAAUUUAAUGAGAACCGUACGGUGAGACUUUUUUAUUCAGUUUAUUGGAAUUGAUUGUAUACUUUAAUAUCGUUGUAGGUAUUAUUCUUAUUUCCCGCCUUGGGCUGUGAGAUGUGAAACUGUUAAAUCUUGUGUUUAUCGAAUAUAUUGUUGUCUGUUCUGUUUUAGGUGCCAUGUCGAAUUGCCGCGUAGUAUUUUAUUUUGUGUAUGUUCCUUUUGAAUAAGGCCUAACAACAGGGUGCUUUGGAAUCCAAUGACUGUGUAAUCCUUAUGAUCUUCCUUAAUUUUACAAUUGGCGCAAAGUUUUGAAUAAUUAUAUCAAACGAAGGAGCGUAAUUUAGUUCGUAAUUCGCGGUGGUCCAGCUCUGAGCACUGGAAGUCAAUAUCAUUCGCGUCGACGCAAAAAUAUCCUAACAUAUUGUGUGAUUUUGCAAAUAUCUAGUUAGAACAUACGUAGGCGCAUGGUAUAAUAAAACCACGUAUGCUCGAAAGUGACAGCUAACAUUUCAAGGUUAGCAACGACUAAUGUUUUUAAUUUAAUUUUCAAGUCAAUUUUGAAGUUUUAGUAAAAUAUUUACUUACUGUUUUAAUGUUUUUUAUAUACUUAUGUAUCAAGUGAUAGUUUUUAAGUACGUUAGACAGUAAUUCGCUUUAUUUUCAAUAAUAACAUGAAUGUUGGAGACAGGUACCAAUGUAAUGGUAACACUCAUUUAACACUUACGUUAUCAAACGAUUAGCAAUGGCGGCUUUUCAUACGAGCAUACCUUGUUUUAUUAUACCACGCGUAAGUCUAAGUAAGCGAACUUAUGUAAGCCACUACUAGUUGUGUGCAAAGUGCAUGAAUCUUUAAAAACUUAAGUUCUAACUGCAUAUUUGCAAAGACAAAAGAAUCUAUGAUAUGUUUGCGUUGACCCGUAUGAUACUGGUGCUAAUUCCUGUAGACAGCAUCUAAUUUUAUUGAUGUUCCAUAAAUUUUAUGCUUGUCAAUUACCCGUCCCUUUCCUUUUCGACGGAUAAGAAAAUGACAGGUACAACUUAAAAGUAAAAUUAGGAGGUGUCUACAGGAAUCGGGGCCAUUGCCUUCUCUGAGAUCCACCCGUGUAUUAUCGUAGUUAUAUUUUCAUCACGGUUGCCAGUAGUGUGUGUUCACAACGAAGAAUACGGCAAACUUUUGUAAUGUGGUUGUGAAUGUGUAAAGUGCAGAAAAGGACUACUACUGUGGUAUUUAAUUAUUAGAGGUUUAGACAUAAAAGUACACUUUUAGUACUUAUACAAGCUAGUUAGAGAAAUUGUGAUUUCUAUUCUAUGCUAAGCACUGUAAACUUGAGUUUACGUAUUAUAAGACGACAUUAGCACUACGUAUUUAUUGCAGGUUUUUACUCCGUCUUAAUAAAUAAGUCUAAAGUAUAGUCUUUUCAUGAACUUGUCUCGUUUCUAUUUGAUCUUCGUAGCUUUUUCCAAUUUGUCAAUUAUUUUACUGUCACAGUGCUUCACAAUUUUGUAGUAGAAACUUGUAGCAAUUUUGCCCUUUGAUCCGAUAAACCGUUAAUAGGUAAGGGAGGAAAUAUUUUUUUAUUAACUUUGUUCCCGAAUUAAUAAUAUGAACCAUAUUUUUUUAAUGCCUCACACUCUAUCCUAGUCUUCCCCUAACUUUCAUAAAUAAAAGUAGUAUUUUAUUAAUUUAAAUAUGUUUCCUUACACACAAAAAACACUUUAGACGUAGUUAAGAAAGUCAGAAGACAAACUUGUUAUUCCAUAAUAGACUCUAAACUUGACAACUUUAAUGUUAUUUCGAGUAUAUUAUUUACAAUUUACAUUAUGAUGAAUUAUUCUGUUCAGUUGACCAUGUUUUCUUGACAAAUGACUUCAGAUACAAAAAUCAUUUAUUGUGUGAUGCUUAAAGCUUGGCAACUUAAUGUAGAAUGUUGAGAAUCAUAUUAAAAGUAACAGAUUCAACGUAAUAGGAUGUGGAAAUUCAUUUAAUGAAUGUGGUACAUUGUAGUUAUGGUUUAGACUCGAAUGGCAUUUAUUUUGACACAUUUGGAAAGUGUUGAAGAGAUAUUAUAAGUUAGAAUGAGUUACUACAUUACGGCAUGGAUGUGGCGUUUACACAACUGUAUACUUACUUAAGUUACCAAGCUAUAGUAUUACAAAUUAUCAAAGUUUUCCAAGAGAUACGUUUACUAUCAAGUAAUACUAGCUAGAUCAUUUGUAAAUACUCAGAACGUAUUUUAUUACCUAAAUGGUACACUAUUCCUUUUCAAAUUAUUGUCUGUAUCGAUUAAAUUGUACAAAUUUUAUAA